This is a messenger RNA of Rhopilema esculentum, 5237 nucleotides long. RefSeq lists its product as uncharacterized. NCBI's taxonomy places the organism in Eukaryota, Metazoa, Cnidaria, Scyphozoa, Rhizostomeae, Rhizostomatidae. Gene Ontology annotation, cellular component: cytoplasm; ciliary basal body. The record is from RefSeq and is a predicted model, not a curated record. Gene Ontology annotation, biological process: cilium assembly.
UAUGGUGUAACAUAUUAAAAGAAAAUCAUUUUUGAUGACGGUAGCCCUUCAUUUAUAAUGUUGACUUGCUAGGGGCCCUCCAUUAAAAGUUUACAAAAUAAAACGCUAAUUCUUACCUAAAAUCUUAAGCAUAAUUGCAAUUUCACUACGAAUUGUCAUAAAAUCAAAUCGAUAUGAAAAUAAGGAUGAAAUAAAUUUAAAAUUAGAAAAUAAUGUUUUGCUCUUUGUGAACUAUAUCACAUAAAGUAAUCUUAUGUUCUCACAUUUUUUUUCUACGAACCCCUGCCCCCCCCCCCCUUACUGUUUAUUCUGUUGUAUAACACCUUGGUUCUGACACUAUCACUAAGAACCAUUCAAACUAAACUUGCCUAGAGAGUAUUCUUAAGAAUGAAAUGUUGAUGUUUUUUGCAGAGAAAGAAAAUUAUUGUUCUUUCGGGCUUUUUUGUUUUGGGUGCUCUUUCGAGUAGCUUUGCUGGGUAGCACCAUCUCGCAGCUAUGCAGGGAAUAACCUUCAACAAAAAGAUGAACUUAAGAAAAUUUUCAAUAAUCUUUCAUUCUGUUUUCUGUACGAAUCAAGUGUAUGUUGAAUGGAAUUGAAUUUUCUGUAAAAAUUGGCGUUCAAUGGCGGAAAAAUCCUCUACAAAAUUAGCAGUGGAAUUUAAAUGACAACAGAAUAGAUUGUAUACGUGAUAUUUACAGUUGUUUUAUGGGUUUCAUAGUCUAGCUCUGCCUUUAGUGCUCCUGUCGAUACUUGAUCUAAACGAAUAUAAAAACACAAAAGAUACGAAACACAAAAAACACAAAAAUUUCACUAAAGAUACCGCAAGUCAGACCAUAGUAAACCGUGGAAAAACAACCGUGCUUUCUAAUGCUUACUGUUUGUUCUUAUCAAGGACCAUCGUCUAAUAUCGGUUGUAAGGCAAACAACCAACGCAAGCUUUUCCUUUUGAUUCAAUGAAAAUCUAAAAAUAAAAAUUUCAUAUUAAUCGUUUUAUUCGUAAUUCGAUUGUUUAUUCCAUAGCAUAAACACGCAAUUAAUGAAACAAUUUGGUAAACAUUUGUCCAUGCAAAACUAAAUGGUGUAUCUGAUAAAUGCUUUCCCAGACUACCAUUCUCAUUCGAAAACAUGUAUUCAAUUUUAUUUUGAAUCUCUUUUUAUUACCGCUUCCAUUGGUACUCGCCGCGUCCAACUCUUGAAAAAAUUCAAUACACGGCGCGUAUAAGAGGAAAUAAGGUUUUGAAGAAAUUUUUAGAUCUUGAUGACCGAACCUAUGUUAAUUUUAUGACUAUAAUUUUCAAAGCUUUUUACGUUUCUUAAUGUUGAGUUAGCUUUAUUCUUUUUAACUGAGAGGGCCAUUGCAGAAAAGGAUAUUGUAGUGACGUCACUCGUGGUUUUUACACCAAGUACUUCAACCAGCAUUCCGACGCGGUAAAUUCGAUGGAAUAUUUACAACGGAUGCGAUCAAUGGCACAAUUCAAAAAGAGCACAAGAUAGCUGAUGUAUUAAAUAUGGCGGGUAAAGAGACAGUUAUAAUUUGAUGUGACAUACAUAAAAGUACACCAUUGGGUGAUACAUUUCAAUGCAUUGGACAUCUAUGAUAGCCAACAAUUUUUCUGGUAAUGAUACUUGAUCUUUUACUGGUGAUAUAUCAAAAUGAUGCCUGUAUACAGCCCUCGUGGCAAUACACAUGGUAUGUUUGGUGAUAUGACUCAAGGUGGGCAGUAUGAAAGCUACAAUCAACAGCUAUAUCAAGGUGGUGGUUUUAGUUUUCACAAAAGACAUGAGAAAAUUGAUUGGAGAAGGCUUGCCAUGGUUGAUAUUGAGAAAGUGAAAAGGGAAGUUGAUGUAAAAACACUACAGGACAAUGUUGCAAAUAUAGCAUUUUGUGAUGUUGAAAAUGAGCUGAGUCUGAGAGAAGCUGAUGCCAAUUUAGUGAAGCUAUUCAAGCUGGCACAGUUGCUGAUAGAAUAUCUUCUAAACUCUCAGCAGUACUUGGAAGGCUAUAUUGCUCAGGUUGAGAGUCAGAUUCAAAAAGCUGUUGAGGAGAAAAGUAACUUGAGUGCAGAGAUCGAAAAAAAGAAUAUGGCUUACCGUGGUCUGAAGAAGGAGCAUCAAAAAAAUAAAAAGCUGAUUGGAGAAUAUCAGCUAAUGCUCCGAGCGGGUGCCAGUAAGUUCCAUAAGUGUCCGUUUUGCAUAAAGUCGUUCUUAAAUGAUGAAUUUUUGAAAGCUCAUAUAUUGCGAAGACACUCUGAGCAGUCAGAAAACAUUAAGAUCGAUGCAACGCCUGUUCAAAAAAAUGUUAUUGAUACAAACCGCACUGGACAGCAAGGCAAGUCUGUUGACAACGAAGAGCUUGUCAAAGAGUUAAGCCACAUCACAUCAAAGCUACAGGAAACAGAGGCUCGAUUGGUGGCAGAAAGAGAAGAGAGAGAUCGUAAACUAGACGCUGAAAGAGAAAUGGAAUUUAAAAAGAUGCAAGAAUACUCGCGAAGUGAAUUAGCGGGUAAAGACAAAGAAAUCGCAGAUAUGAAGGUUCUGAUAAAAAGUCACAAGGAUAUGUUUCUGGACGAAAUUCGACAGCUACGUGCGGACAGAAACACGCUGCAGCAGAAAUUCGACAAUUUGUCAGAAAUCCAAGGAACGAAGCCAUCAAUGCUAGGAAAUCUACAGGAUGUUACUGGAGAAUCACACCAUGAGCCAGACAUGGCGCAGAUCAAGGAGCAGCUGCAGAAAGAGCUAACGGAGUCGUACCAAGAACAAUUAGAAAAAGUAACGAGGGCUGCGAGAAGAAGAGAAGACCAGAUGAAGAAGGUGCAUGCUGAAGAACUCGACAAGUUUUCGUCAUUGGUAACAAAAUAUGAAGAUUCGUUAAAAAGAUCGGAGCUAGAGAAGAGUGAAAUGGAAGCCAAAUUUUUAAAAGAGCUGCAGUUAAAUAGCAUGAAAUUCCAAGAAAUGGUGGGCGAACAGCAGACCAAGCUUUCCAAAAUGGAAGAACGUCUCAACACAAAAGGGCGAAAAGAUAUUGCUGAAGAGGAGACCAUUUUUGAAUCAAAUACAACGCCAAAUGCUGUUUUUGCCUCGACACCAAUGAUAAAACGAUCGUUAGAGGACUCAAAGCAAAGACCAGACCAAGAUGGCACAAUUAUGCUCUAUGUUGCUUCGAAUGCAAAGAACAACUUCCGCGUUUGGAAGACCCCUUCACCAAGCUCAAGUGAAUGGAAAGAUUCCUUCGACUUCAGAGCACAAUCAAGCGGAAAAGGACAGUUUAACAAACCGAUUUAUGUCUACUAUGCCAGUGGAUCUCCAUAUUGGAGACAAUAUGUAUCUAUAUCAUCAACACCGCCACGCUCAUCGUACAAAUUGGACUUUGUGUUUUACGUUUCGACGUUACAGUUAAUGGGAACAGUAAAACUGUUCGUCCUUGAUGCUGGAAGUGGUGACGUAGUCAAGUCGAUGAUCUCAAAGAGCGAAAUCUAUCCUGGAUGGAAACAGAAGGGACUGUCGUUCUUUGCAUUAAAAGGGCCGUCAAGUCAAAAUCUGGCGAAAUCCGUCUCAUUCCAAAGCACUUUCAACGAAUCAGAGCUCGAUUCAGCUGAUGACGUAUCAGUUUCUAGCUAUGCAGCAACAGAAGACGCAAAGAAGGAUUUAGCAGCAGCAAUAGCAAGGAGUCGUGAAGAUCUUUUUAAAGAUGUAAAGGAAGACAUUGUCACCAAAGAAGUCGAGAAAACCAUGGAUGAUUCAGAGAUGCUUGAGGAAGAAGAGGAGGAUGCCACAUUUGACGAAGCAGAUGGGGCUUUAAUCGCCACUGGAAGCACAUCGCAAUGGGGAUCGACUUUGUUACAGACUGGCCAAUUUCUGCCAUUUCCAAACAACCCUUUAGCCGUUGCUCGGUAUAAUCACACAAAAGAGAUGAUUGACUCGUGUCGAGAAGAAGCCGUAGAAAUCUUGAAUCUGAACCUGGAGAAGCGAGGAAUUGAUCUCGAUGCUGCUGGUAUGACUGGCGAGCAGUACGAGUCAAAAAUGAAACUGCAUGUGAAUGAAGUAAACACCAUGACGAAGAAGCGCCCAGAAGAACUUGCCAAAAGGAAGAGACUGUAUGAAGACAUUGACAAGCUAGCAAGAGAAGCACUUGGAAUCAGCGAAGAACCAAAAUCAGCAGAAAAAGCGAAAAGCAAGCUGAAAAGUGCAGUUAACAAGAUAAAGAAUGCUUCCAUAUUUGGUAGGACCAGUCCUAGAAAGAAAGAUAAUAAGGAAUCCAGUAGUCGACCUACCAGCUUUAUAAAUGAGUCAUUUGACGAACCACCUUCACCCAAGACUCCGAAGCUGGCGAAGUCGAACCAAAGCAUCGAAGAACUUAAACCCUUGCCUGAACCAAAGUCAACACCAAAGCAAGAACUUGAAUCUGAUACCAACGAUGCAGUUUUUGAUGACAUCAGCGAUAAUUCUCAGUGGGAGUCAGAAGAAUCAGAUUACGAAAGCCAUAGUCCUCCUGGAGGCACAGCACUGCUACCGAAAGUCACCGUGGUAACUAAACCAGGAGAGAAAGAGAUGGGGACAUCUUCGCCAAAGGUUUCGAUGCGAGAGCCAAGAGGCGAAAAGGUCCGUGAUUUAGCUGCAAGCUUAGAGGCACGUCUGUUUGCAAGAGAGGGCAUCAAGAAACCGACUGGAGCCGUCGAUCUGCAUGACACGUUGAAGAGUGAGCAAGGAGAUUUCCAACAAGAUUCUAAGCCAAACAUUAAGAAAUUUGAUGAUGACGAUGAUGACGACUUCGAUGAUUUCGACCUUUCAUCCGCAAUGGAAGAUGACUAUCCAGAAAUUUCACCAACAAAGAGUGAAACAAAACGGCAAAAUUUCGCUUCUUCAAGGCCGCUGCCUCACGCCGGAAGCUCGUCAAAGUUGCAGGGAAGCCAAACCGCUAUCUCGAAAUUCACUGCGGAUGAUGAUUUUGAUAAUGACAGCGAUCUGGGACUGUGACCAAAAGAAAAAAUAUCUUGCCAAAGACAUAUUCCACCCAACGAUUGCUGUCAAAAAUGAUAAAGGAAAUCACACCCAGGGCAGACCCUCAGAAACAUUUAAAUCAAUCUCCCUCGCAAGUUAGGACUUCUUAAUUGUGUUUCCCAUUGCUGUUACGUUAAAGCUAACUGUUUGUACUUUACAAAGCGAACAUUUUUUUUUCGUUUUUUACUAGAUAUUUAAUAGAAUGGUUUCGAAGAAAUCAUCAUACUCGUUCGAUAAA